Molecule: messenger RNA, 1692 nt
Organism: Cucurbitaria berberidis CBS 394.84
Lineage: Eukaryota; Fungi; Ascomycota; Dothideomycetes; Pleosporales; Cucurbitariaceae
Exons: 3
Coding region: 1-1692 (563 amino acids)
Biological process (GO): DNA-templated transcription; regulation of DNA-templated transcription
Cellular component (GO): nucleus
Molecular function (GO): DNA-binding transcription factor activity, RNA polymerase II-specific; transcription cis-regulatory region binding; zinc ion binding
Source: RefSeq, a predicted model, not a curated record
AUGGCCAAGGAGCUUGAGGCAUUGAAGAACCAGCAACAAGAGGACACUGCGCAAAGAUUUACUGAAUCGCCUUCCAUUCCAGACUCGGUGCAGGACUCUCCAGAUGGCCCUAUUGAGCAUCCUGGGACAGCAGUACUUGAUGAGACUGGAAUCACCCAGGAUCACUUUCAGUUAGAGGAUUUUGUAAUCGACAAAGAUCUAGCUGUUGAGAUUUUCAGAGUCUUUUGCGUCUUCUACUACCCACAUAUCCCUAUUCUCAACCCCAACAUUUCCAUAUCAACACUAUAUGAGUCCUCACGGCUACUAUUCUGGACUAUCAUCGCUGUGACUACAUCGCGAGGUAUAUUUCCGUCCUUUCAAGCAGUAAGCGAGCCGCUCAAUGGACCUUUCUUACGCCAGUUCCAAUCAGAGAUCUUGAACGCGCCUCUACCACUCCAGAAAAUUCAGGCUAUAGUAUACUUGAUAAUGUUCCCAUUUCCUGUAAAGACGCAAACAAGCGAUUCGAGCUGGCUGUAUUCCGGCAUUGCCCUCAACGCUGCUAUGUAUAUGGGGCUGCAUCGGGCAAAGGCAGCACCAUCCUUGCGCAGUAUCGGUGUAUCAUCGGGGUCACCACGGGCGAGAGCUCAUACGUGGCUGGGAUGUUUCGUUGCUAGCACAGCACUGGCUAAGCAUGUGGGUGUAAGCUCCCCGAUCAGUGGGACUACGGAUUUGGCUACAGUUGAGCAGUUUGUCCGCUCCCACCCCAUCUCACCAGAGUUCGCAUAUCAAGUCAUGGUACUUCACACAUUAGCGAAGUUUUUCAAUACUAUCGUGGAGAACUCGCAAGAGAGCAUGAGCAUUUCUUUGGCAAAUAUCAUCGACGCAGAGUUGGACGAGUUGAAGACGAGAUAUCCUACACCAUGGACGCCGAGAGUCGAAGUAUCCAACUUGACUGCGAAGCUACUGCUAUACACAACAGUAGUCAUCCGACUGCAAUCAGAUCGCGCAUCGCGAGAGAUUCUGAUGCGAAAAGGGUUGUCCGUCGCGGUGCGGAUUAUUUACGUUACGGAUCAAGGCCUUGCCUUUCGACCGAAUGACUUUCCUGAUAUCCCACCCGAAAUCCUCCAAGACACGUUACCGAAGAACUACUUCCGGAUCUUGGUUCUUUCAACCACCUUUCUGCUACGGUUCUUCGUAUCGAACAAUCAAGCGACACCAGCAGAGCAGGAGCUAGCUCGCAACCAUGUCGCAAUCGCUCAGCGGUUCUUCCAUGCUGGUUCAAAAGAUCCACGGGACGAGCGAGCUCGGUGUGCAUUACUUUUCGAAACACUAAGCCGUCAGAGGCCAAUCGAUCUCGAGAAUUCCAAGCUACGGGUUGACGACCGCAUGGGUGCUUCGCUGGUCUAUGAUGCUGUGACAACUGGGCACGAGCUGCGACACCUGCCCAUAGAAGUCGUCGAAGACCUGUCAAAUGAGGUCCCCAAUGGAUUGUCGAGACCUCUAGAACCAUCUCUGGAUACGAAAGGUAAAGACAUAGCCAUGGACGAUUCACACAUGAACAGCUUCGAAACGCUGGACUUUUCGCUUCCUGAAGACCUAUGGGGGAACUCGAUAUGGGGAAUGUUUGGCAACAUUGCGCCAUCGUUUUAUCCGUCUUACGCUGCUCCCGAGGCCAUGCAGGAUCCGCCUGGUCACGAAUUCACGUAUAAUUGA